AUGUGUAAUGUCCAUUUUCAUAGUUUACUCCUGCUGCAUGCAGCGUCCCACACCAAGCCCUGCCACCUGUCACACCACGUCCUGUCCCCUGUCACACCAAGCCCUGCCCCCUGUCACACCAAGCCCUGCCCCCUGUCACACCAAGCCCCGCCCCCUGUCACACCAAGCCCUGCCUCCUGUCACACCAAGCCCUGCCCCCUGUCACAACAAACCCAUGCCUCCUAUCACACCAAACCCUGCCCCCUGUCACAACAAACCCAUGCCUCCUAUCACACCAAACCCAUGCCUCCUAUCACACCACGCCCUGCCCCCUGUCACACCAAGCCCUGCCCCCUGUCACACCAAGCCCUGCCCCCUGUCACACCAAGCCCCGCCCCCUGUCACACCAAGCCCCGCCCCUUGUCACACCACGCCCCGCCCCCUGUCACACCACGCCCCGCCCCCUGUCACACCACGCCCCGCCCCCUGUCACACCAAGCCCUGCCCCCUGUCACACCAAGCCCUGCCUCCUGUCACACCAAGCCCCGCCCCCUGUCACACCACGCCCCGCGUCACACCAAGCCCUGCCUCCUGUCACACCACGCCCCACCCCGUACACCAAGCCCUGCCCCCUGUCACACCAAGCCCUGCCCCCUGUCACACCAAGCCCUGCCCCCUGUCACACCAAGCCCUACCCCCUGUCACACCAAGCCCCGCCCCCUGUCACACCAAGCCCCACCCCUUGUCACACCACGCCCCGCCCCCUGUCACACCACGCCCCGCCCCCUGUCACACCACGCCCCGCCCUCUGUCACACCAAGCCCUGCCCCCUGUCACACCAAGCCCUGCCUCCUGUCACACCAAGCCCCGCCCCUGUCACACCACGCCCCGCCCCCCAUCACACCAAGCCCUGCCACCUGUCACACCACGCCCCGCCCCCCGUACACCAAGCCCUGCCCCCUGUCACUCAAGGAGAACACAUUUGCUUGA
Oncorhynchus masou masou (cherry salmon) is the source of this 969-nucleotide messenger RNA. RefSeq lists its product as uncharacterized. Bases 1 to 969 code for a protein of 322 amino acids. The record is from RefSeq and is a predicted model, not a curated record. The transcript has a single exon. Lineage: Eukaryota; Metazoa; Chordata; Actinopteri; Salmoniformes; Salmonidae.